Quercus lobata is the source of this 1210-nucleotide messenger RNA. RefSeq names its product transcription factor MYB102-like. Bases 108 to 1148 code for a protein of 346 amino acids. The transcript is spliced from 3 exons. Lineage: Eukaryota; Viridiplantae; Streptophyta; Magnoliopsida; Fagales; Fagaceae. The record is from RefSeq and is a predicted model, not a curated record.
GUUUCAGAAGCCACUUUCAAUCUUUGAUAAGUUAUAACCUUAAUUUGUUCACUACUAUCUUAGAAACUCUUUUGCAUUCGUACUACCUGUAUUACAUAACAGCACCAAUGGGAAGAGCACCUUGUUGUGACAAAGCUGGACUCAAGAAAGGUCCAUGGACUCCAGAGGAAGAUCAUAAGCUCAUCAGCUAUAUUCAGCUCCAUGGACCAGGCAAUUGGAGAACCCUUCCAAAGAAUGCUGGGCUGCAAAGAUGUGGAAAGAGUUGCCGUCUUCGUUGGACUAACUAUCUGAGGCCUGAUAUAAAGAGAGGAAGAUUUUCAUUUGAGGAAGAAGAGACAAUCAUCCAACUACACAGUAUCUUAGGAAACAAAUGGUCAGCCAUAGCAGCUCGCUUGCCUGGAAGAACUGACAAUGAAAUCAAGAAUUACUGGAACACCCACAUCAGAAAAAGGCUGCUAAGAAUGGGAAUUGAUCCUGUGACUCAUGCUCCUCGCCUAGACCUUCUUGACCUGUCCUCCAUCCUCAGCUCAACUUUGUGUAACCAGUCAAUUCUUAAUAUGUCAAACUUGUUAGGUACACAAGCCCUCAUGAAUCCAGAACUGUUAAGGCUGGCCACAACUAUCUUAUCGCUAAAACAAGAAAGUCAAGUACCCUUUCCACAAAAUCUCCAAGAAAACCAACUUUGCAACUUCUUAUUGCAAAACCAAGUACAGCCACUUCAACCCAAUCAAUAUCAAGCUCCAAUACAAGAAGGAUUUUCAUCCGAGGAGUCAAACCAACUCAUGCAAGCCAAUGUGGAAGGGUUUUUGUCAAAGGUAGCAACUUUUGGUAAUUCCCAAGAAAAUUCAAUAGCUUCAAACCUAAAUGAAGAUUUCGUUUGCCAGCCAAACUAUAUGUAUUGUGGCUCUAAUCCUAUAGUUCCCGAUUUAGCAGAAAAUCCAAAUUUUCAAUCACUAAACAAUAGCUAUCAGAACUUGUCCUCCUUUGAUUCUGUUGUGUCAACACCAAAAUCUAGCCCUACUCCUUUAAAUUCAUCAUCCACAUUCAUUAAUAGCAGCACUGAAGAUGAAAGAGACAGCCACUGCAGCAACUUGCUGAAGUUUGAAAUUCCAGAGAGUUUGGACAUUGAUGAAUUUAUGUCAAUAUAGCUAGAAAUAUGAGAGAUGUAUUGUAUUUUUUGUUUUCUUUUUUUUGUUGGGUUUCAUUUGUA